AUGGCGCGCCCCCGCACAAACCCCUUCAAGGAAGCCCGCUCCUGCCUCACCCUCUUCACCCACUCCCGCUCCACCCGCUGGCCCUCCCGCACCGGCCUCGCAACCGACAUCCUCCUCUUCCUCUCCAUCCUCUUCGCCGUCGCGCAACUCGGCUUGUGCGUCGCCAUGGCCCACCGUCUACUCGCCUCUCCCCAAAGCGAAGUCGAAUGCUGGAAUGUGGAUGACAGUAGCAACUUUGACUUCACCAGCAUGGCUAUCUACUUUGGCUUCGCGCUCGCUGCCGCAUACAUCAACCGAAAGACCGAUGCGCAACAGUCUAUGCGCCUAGACGAUCUCAGCGGCUCUUCUUCCCUUACCCCCGCCCAACAGAACCUUCGCGACUUUCCUUCUUCUGGAAUCGGUGCUAGUGCUACGCCCGUUCCGUUGAACAACUUCGGUCUCACGUUCAUCGAUGGUACCCCAGGCCAGCAGCCGAAGAAUGCGAGAUCACCAGCGUCGCCCGAGGAUCUAGAAGCGCAUACGAACCCGUUUACAGAUCCGGCAAAUCUGCUUAGGGAAGGGGCAGAUGACCGACAGGUUGUACCGCCAGUGCCGGCAAGACAAUGGAGGUAG
Molecule: messenger RNA, 612 nt
Organism: Alternaria incomplexa
Lineage: Eukaryota; Fungi; Ascomycota; Dothideomycetes; Pleosporales; Pleosporaceae
Exons: 2
Coding region: 1-612 (203 amino acids)
Source: RefSeq, a predicted model, not a curated record